AUGGCAACAUCAGCCCAGCAACAAAGAUAUUCCAAUAUUUCCGUUGGAUCUUCUUUAACCCCCAGUACAAAUUCAUCAUGGCUGUCAUCUUCUGGACUCUAUGCCUUUGGAUUCUACAGUGUAACCAAUGGCUAUGCUGUCGGAAUUUUUCUUGCUGGGAUUCCAGAAAAAACUGUAGUGUGGACAGCCAACAGGGAUGAUCCCGUUUCUCCCAUCAAUGUGGUUUUGCUAUUAACCAACGAUGGACGGCUCAUUUUGCAGCACGAAAAUGGAGACGAAAUAGUGAUUGUGAAUCCCAACACGUCUGUUGCUUCAGCUUCAAUGCUUGACAAUGGCAAUUUCGUGCUGUACAAUUCGUCUCAGAUUAUCACGUGGCAGAGUUUUGAUAACCCGACGGACACUCUUUUGCCUGGCCAACACCUCUCAGUCGGAAAAGAGAUUUUCUCCAGUGUUUCGGAGACAAACCCUGCCACAGGGAUUUUCCGUCUCAAGAUGCAAUCUGAUGGGAACCUGGUGCAAUACCCUGUGGGAGCUGAAGACAUGAAGAAUAAUGCUUACUAUUCAUCACACACCUAUGGAAUGGGCAAUAAUAUAUCAUUGAAUCUUGAUAAUAAUGGCCAUUUUUAUUUGUUCAAUGGAAGCUCCAUUGUAAGCAAUUUAACUCCAGGACAAUAUCGAACAAGUACUAUCUACCUCGUGAGAAUUGAUGUGGAUGGUAUUUUUCGACUAUAUAGUCGCUCAUUGGAUCGUCAAGGCAACUGGACUAAAGAAUGGUCAUCCACCGAAGAUAAAUGUGUCCCAAAGGGUUUGUGCGGGUUAAAUAGUUUCUGUAUUAUCAUGGAUGGGGUUACAAGGUGUGAAUGUCUUCCAGAAUUUUCACUUGUUAUUCCAGGCAAUUGGAGCUCAGGAUGUGAGAGGAAUUUUUUCAUGGGAGGUUGUAAAGACAACGAUCAAAAUGUCAGUUAUAAAAUCAGAUCACUGGAUAAUACAGUGUGGGAAGAUACUUAUUAUGCGCUUUCAAAAAAUACGACGACUAAAGAAGACUGUGAAAAUGCUUGUUUAGAGGACUGCAACUGUGAUGCAGCUCUCUUUAUCGAUGGAAUCUGCAGAAAGCAAAAGCUUCCAUUGAGAUACGGAAGAAGAUUGCAGGGUGAUGAUUCAAAUGUUACUCUUGUCAAGGUAAGCACACGUUCAUCCUUCACACAGGGAGUUCCUAAUAAUUCAGCUAAUGAAAUCAAGAAAGAACGUCAUCUAGACAUGUACAUCAUCGGCAUUUCGCUUGUUGCUUUGGCUGCAUUGAUCUUGGCAAUUUCUUGGGUUUAUGUCCACCGAAAUCAUGUCGGGACCUAUACGAUUUCCAACAAUAGAAAUGUUGAAAUGAUUGAUGAUGUUGGUUUACGAGCAUUUACUUAUGCAGAACUUGUGCAAGCCACAAAUGAAUUCGAAGAAGAGCUCGGUAGAGGAGCUUCUGGUACAGUUUACAAAGGGAUCCUAUCAAAUGACAAAAUUAUUGUGGCUGUGAAGAGGCUUGAGAAAGAAUUAGCAGGAAUGAGAGAGUUCCAGACUGAGAUGAAGGUGAUAGGGAAAACAUAUCAUCGUAAUCUAGUCCGACUUCUUGGUUACUGCCAUGAAGGAUCCAAGUGGCUUCUGGUAUAUGAAUACAUGAGCAAUGGAUCACUUGCAGAUGUACUUUUCAAUCCUGAAACUCGACCAUGCUGGGAAGAAAGAAUUAGAAUUUCUCUUGAUAUUGCCAGAGGCAUCCUCUACUUGCACGAGGAGUGUGAGACACGAAUCAUUCACUGUGAUAUUAAACCGCAAAACAUUCUCAUGGAUGAGCGCAGGUGUGCAAAGAUUUCCGACUUUGGACUGGCAAAACUCUUAAUGCUAGAUCAAACAUACACAGAUACAGGGAUCAGAGGAACAAGGGGUUAUACUGCCCCAGAGUGGCACAGGAAUUUACCUGUAACAGUUAAAGCAGAUGUAUACAGCUUUGGAGUCGUGCUACUAGAAAUCAUAUGUUGUCGAAGAAGUGUUGAUCGGAGACUCUCUGAGAAUGAAGCUAUUCUUCAAGAAUGGGUUUACAACUGUUACGCUGCCAGAGAGCUGAAUAAACUGGUGGGAUAUGAGGAGGUUGACACAAGAACAUUGGACAGGAUGAUUAAAAUUGCUAUCUGGUGCAUCCAAGACGAGCCAUCCAUGCGUCCGUCAAUGAGGAAUGUUCUAUUGAUGCUGGAUGGGACUUUAGACAUUCCAGUACCUCCAUGUCCUUAUUCUUUCCAAUGUACCAUUUAG
Fraxinus pennsylvanica is the source of this 2292-nucleotide messenger RNA. NCBI's taxonomy places the organism in Eukaryota, Viridiplantae, Streptophyta, Magnoliopsida, Lamiales, Oleaceae. The record is from the annotation of a GenBank genome assembly.